UUGACAGUGACACUAAGCUAACCUUACAUUAUAGUCAAUGUAGUGUUAUUACUUUAAAAUUUUAAUAACAAUGAAGAAACCAAAAAGCGGACCUCGUCCUAAAUUAGUUAAUACACGUAAAGCUGUACGUAAGGAAAAAAGGCAGCAAAAAAAGAUACACAGGCAAGAGCACUAUAACAAAAAGAAAUUGGUCGUGGACGUGAAGAAGUUUGAACCAGGAAAGUUUGUGAAACUUACUACAGUUCAGCAUGAAAGUUCAAAGAAAGAUAAGAAAAAGAACAAAAAGCAGCCAUUAUUCUUGGACAUUCUUAACAAGGAAAGACAAAAAGACAUGAAUGUAACAGAGAAACUGAAAUCAGAAAUGGAAGAACAAAGAAAACAAAUGUUACUGAAAGCUAAUGAAGAUGAGGACAAAGUUAUUAAAAAAUUAGAGAAACAACUUGGUUUGAAUAAAUCUAAAAAUAAAAACAAUUAUUUUGCUGAUGAUGGACUUGACUAUUUGUUAGAAAUUUGCGAUAGAACCACAUCUGAACAGAUUGUGGCAGCGGAGAAGCAUUUAGCUGAUGUGGGAGAUUCUGAUUUUGAGGAAGAUUUGGCUAUGGUUACUGGGAAAGAAUUACCCAAGGAAAAGGUUAAAAGCAAGGAGAAAUCAACAAAAAUAAAAGACUUAACGGAAUACUCUAAAGAUGAUAGUAUGGGGAGUGAUGAAAAUUCACUAGAUUGUGAUGAUGAUGAUGAUGAUGGAAGUAAUAAAGAUGAAGAUUUCAGUGAUAUGGAAAAUGUAGAAAGUGAUUACGAAUCGGAAAUGAGUGAAGAUGAAGGUAAAAAUCAAAUAAAACCAGACAAAAAAGAAAAAAUAGUAUCAGAAAAUGAUUUAAAUAAAGUGUUCAGUGAUGACGAAGUUUCGCAUAUAUCUGGUGAUAGUGAAGAUGGAUUUGACUUCGAAAGCGGUAAAGAAACACCAGAAGAUUGUAAAACUAAAGAAAAGCCUGAUGUUUGGGAGGAUAUUUAUGGCAGGAAGAGAGACAAGGAUGGCAAUAUUAUAAAAGAAGAGAAAGGAGUUUAUAUUCCUCCACAUUUAAGAAACAAAGAUUCUACCUCUGAGAAAGAUUUAGAGCAAUUAAAAAGGCAAAUUAAGAGUAUUCUAAAUAAGGUAUCAGGUUCGAAUUUGCACUGGGCGUGUGCGUCGUUGGAGAGUUUGUAUAGUAGUCACAGUCGGCGUGCGGUGAGCGGCGCGCUGUGUGCGCAGUGGGUGUGCGCCGCUGUACCGCACGCCGCUGCGCCUGACAGACUGCUGGCUGAACACGCUGCCUUGAUGGCUUUGCUGCAUGCCAACGUCGCCACAGAAGUCGGUGCAUAUUUCCUGGAGGAGCUGUGUCUGAUGUUUGACAAGAUGGUGGACAGCGAGUUGCCUGUGGAGGACAAACGACUCGACAACUUGACCGCAUGUCUCGCUUAUUUAUAUAGUUUUAAGAUAUUCCACAGCGGUCUAAUGUACGAUAUACUAUAUCGUCUGCUGCACGAGAUAUCGGAGAAGCGGUGCGGGUGCGCGGUGCGCGCGCUGCGCUGCGCCGGCCCCGCGCUGCGCCGGGAGGACCCCGCGGCGCUCAAGGCCUUCAUACACGACACGCACGCCAAAGUCGCCAACUUCAACGAUAAAGCUGCGGCCGGAUCCCGUAUAAAGUUCCUGCUAGAAGUACUGCUGGCGGUGAAGAACAACAACUUGAGUAAAAUCCCGCAGUACGAGCCUACGUACGCGGAGACACUUAGAAAGACUUGCCGCAGCAUCCUGCGCCCGGGACAUACUGUCACCACACUCAACAUCCGCCUGGAAGACCUGCUUAGGGCUGAGGAGAGAGGUAAGUGGUGGAUAGUGGGGUCGGCGUGGGCGGGCAGCCGGCCGCCGCCCGCAGCCGCGCCCUCAGCCGCGCCCGCAGCCGACCACAAGCUGCUGGAGCUGGCGAGGAAGCAGCGAAUGAACACUGAUGUCAGAAGAAACAUAUUCUGCGUCAUCAUGUCUGCUCAGGUAAUGUUUACCAAUGUAAUUAAGAGGAAUGAUUUGUAUUUUUGUAUGGAGGCCUAAUUUUAGUCCCUU
Molecule: messenger RNA, 2095 nt
Organism: Papilio polytes (common Mormon)
Lineage: Eukaryota; Metazoa; Arthropoda; Insecta; Lepidoptera; Papilionidae
Product: nucleolar MIF4G domain-containing protein 1 homolog
Exons: 10
Coding region: 71-2083 (670 amino acids)
Biological process (GO): ribosomal small subunit biogenesis
Cellular component (GO): nucleolus
Molecular function (GO): RNA binding; protein binding
Source: RefSeq, a predicted model, not a curated record